Molecule: messenger RNA, 1194 nt
Organism: Psilocybe cubensis
Lineage: Eukaryota; Fungi; Basidiomycota; Agaricomycetes; Agaricales; Agrocybaceae
Exons: 2
Coding region: 1-1194 (397 amino acids)
Cellular component (GO): U5 snRNP
Molecular function (GO): protein binding
Source: RefSeq, a predicted model, not a curated record
AUGGCAUCCCGUGCUGGACAGAAGCGCGCCGCAACACAGGGCUCUGAACCAUCUUCAUCCUCAAAACACCAGUCCAAAAAGACGCGCUUUGUGGAUCCCUCAGAGGAUCCAGCGAAUUUUGCCGAACAGGUUGAUUCCGCACUCGAGGGACCGUCGCGCAAAGGCAAGGUCAAGACUGAGGGGUACGACUCGGAUUCAACCGACGAUGGCGAGGGUGUCGUGCCCAGUAGGAAGAAAGGCGAUGAUGACGACGAGGUGGACGAUAUGUUUGCUUCCGAACCGAAGGCCAAUGAAGAUACCGCUUCCAAAAAGAAAGAAGAAAAAUAUAUGCGUCUAGCUGAUAUCGAAGGGCAAGAAUUCAAAGAUGAAUCAGGUUCAGAAAAGGAUUCCGAGGACGAUGACGAACCCGAAGACGAAGACGAUGCUGAGAGGCGCAAAAAAGCUGGUAUGGGAUACGAACUUUCCUCGUUCAACAUGCGGGACGAGAUGGAGGAAGGAAAGUUUACAGAAGAUGGGAAUUACGUUCGGACUUUUGAUCCCCAUGGCGUGCACGACCGUUGGAUGGAGGGCUUGGACGAACGCGAAAUCAAGCUGGCCCGUCGCCGGAAAAGAGAGCAAGAAAAGAAACAAAAAGAGCGCAUGCUUGCGGAGGAAAAGGAACUUGAAGAGAGUGGAGGCAAAAGCUCAUUGGAAACACAGCUCUUGAGUCAUUUGAAGAAGGGAGAAACGGUGCUGGAAGCAUUGCAACGCCUUGGGUCUCUGGCUAAAAAGACUCAGUCGAAGAAACCAAAACAUAAAACUGCAGCCGCCAACGCUAUGCAAGUCGACCAAGCAAAGGUUGAUAAACCACAGACACAUAUCCCGACAGACAUUGAAACCAUCACCCAUCUUGCUUCAUCCCUUAUGUCCAUGGGAGAAACGGAUGUGUAUUCGCAAACGUACGAAGAGCUGGUCCGAAGUGUUCGUUCAUCUGGCAAUGUCGAUUCAUCAUGGGAGCCACCCUCUGCCGAUAUCAAAUACGAAUACAAAUGGGCCACACCAGAAGCAGGACAACCAGAUGAAAUAUUUGGUCCCUUUAGUGAAGAAGAAAUAAGAUCAUGGUACAACGCAUCUUAUUUCGGAACAGUGGGAGAAAAGGUCAAAGUUCGACGCGUUGGAGGUACAUGGGGUGAUUGGGAUGAUGUUGUACAAUAA